Rhea pennata is the source of this 2787-nucleotide messenger RNA. It is a transcript of the gene LUC7L, whose product is annotated as LUC7 like. Gene Ontology annotation, biological process: mRNA splice site recognition. The coding region runs from base 326 to 1279 and encodes 317 amino acids. Gene Ontology annotation, molecular function: mRNA binding. NCBI's taxonomy places the organism in Eukaryota, Metazoa, Chordata, Aves, Rheiformes, Rheidae. The transcript is spliced from 11 exons. The record is from RefSeq and is a predicted model, not a curated record. Gene Ontology annotation, cellular component: U2-type prespliceosome; U1 snRNP.
AGAGAGAGCCCGGCGGGGCCGAGCCCCGGGAGGCGCCGCGAGGGGAGCCCGCCGGGCCGGGCCCGAGCCCUGGCUGCCGCACGGAGGUUUUCCGCCCGUAGCCUCGCAGGGGAAAGCUCUGUGUCUAGUCAACACCGCGCAUACGGAAGCAUGUAGGUUCAGUGUAUCUUUGCCUGCCUACAUCAAUCUGCAAGGGAGUUGCAGAAAAGCCUCAUGUUCAUCGAGCCGAGAUGAAACCAGACAAAGGGUGAAGUUCACAGAUGAUCGUGUUUGCAAGAGCCACCUUCUGGACUGCUGUCCUCAUGAUAUCCUGGCAGGAACACGUAUGGACCUGGGAGAAUGUACAAAGAUUCAUGACUUGGCACUGCGAGCAGAUUAUGAGAUUGCAAGUAAAGAGAGAGACCUGUUUUUUGAGCUGGAUGCUAUGGAUCACCUGGAAUCCUUCAUUGCAGAGUGUGAUAGGAGAACAGAACUGGCUAAGAAACGCCUGGCUGAGACACAAGAAGAGAUUAGUGCUGAAGUGUCUGCAAAGGCAGAGAAAGUACAUGAGCUGAAUGAAGACAUUGGAAAACUCCUAGCUAAAGCUGAACAGCUGGGAGCUGAAGGAAAUGUUGACGAGUCUCAGAAGAUCCUGAUGGAAGUGGAGAAGGUCCGAGCCAAAAAGAAAGAGGCUGAGGAAGAAUACCGAAAUUCAAUGCCUGCGUCCAGUUUCCAACAGCAGAAGCUGCGUGUAUGUGAAGUCUGUUCUGCAUAUCUUGGUCUCCAUGACAACGACAGGCGUCUUGCUGACCACUUUGGAGGCAAAUUACACCUGGGCUUCAUUCAGAUUCGUGAGAAACUGGAUCAGCUGAGGAAAACAGUGGCAGAAAAGCAGGAGAAAAGAAACCAGGAUCGUUUGAGGCGGAGAGAAGAGAGAGAACGAGAGGAGAGAAUGGGCAGGCGGUCUGGAUCAAGAAAUAGAGAUCGUCGAAGAUCACGGUCUCGGGAGAGGAGGCGAAGGCGCUCGAGAUCAGCUUCCCGAGAGAGGCGGAAGUCUCGUUCCAGGUCCCGAGACCGACACAGACGCCACCGGAGCCGUUCCCGCAGCCACAGCAGAGGUCACCGACGAGGGUCCAGAGACAGGAGCUCAAAACACAAAUCCUCUAGAGAUCGAUCUUCAAGAGAAAAGUCCCGAGACAGAGAGAGGAAAGAGAAGAGCUCUUCUGAGAGACGGCACGAGAGCACAAAUGGCAAAUCUCGUUCCAAGAGAUCAGAAGAGAGAGAAGCUGGCGAGAUCUGAACUCAAAUGAUCUGUGUUGCACUGUAAAUAGUCUGAUAAACAUUCUACACAAAGCCUAAAUUUCCCAUUUAUAUUUACUGAAUACAACUCAUCUUUUGUAGUUUUGAAUUUUUAUUGUUUGGCAGAUAGCUGUGAGUUUGUAGAGACACAGUUACGUACUGUUUAACAGGAUUUUGUUUUAGUAGGAAUAAAUAAAUCUGAUGGAUUGUUUUCAAUACAGGCCAGUGGUUCACACACUGUUUGUCAUGACCCAGUGAACGCGGCAGUUGGAGUUAAUGCUGUGGUUGGAAACCUAACCUGCUGUAAUGUUUGUAAUGCUUAUGCCCUUUCCAGAACAUCUCCCUGACCCUUUGCACAAUUGGAAUUUGAGAACAUCAGUAGCACUGGUUCUAACUUGAUUCAUUUUUUUUCCUCCUCUGUUUAUAUAUGUUAAAGGGAAUUCAGAUUUUUUUUUAAGUGCUUAGCAACCUCAUUUUUUGUCUGCAGCAUUUAAGAAUUGCCUCACUAUUCCAGCUAAGGCAAGACAGACAAAAUUUGGCCCAAUAUCCUUUUUUUUCCAAAAGACAUUGUUUAUCUUUGUAAGGAUGACCAAAUCAUCUAGGGCAUGUUUCUGAGAUAGGCUCAGUCUGUUCCUAGUACAGGUGUCUAGGAUGAUAAAAAGCCUGUGCUGAAACGAAAAACCAGGGUUGAUUUCUUACAGAGAGGAGUACAGCAACUAGUCUGCCUAUUUACCGUGCACUCUGCGGUCAGAAAAUAACUUGCUAGAUGGGGCGUUCUGACUCGCGAAAGAAGUGUUGGGGUGUGCGUGUAAGGGCCAGUCAGGCAGAGGUGACGCUCGACUGCGGUCGGAAGGGCAGGGCAGGGCAGGGUAGCGCGAGGAGAGGAAAGCAGCUGCCUCGGGGCAGCGCCGCGUACGCAGGUGUCCGUGUGUGCCACUUCUCUUGCCGAUGCUCGCAGCUGGCGCGCCAAGGACCGGCUGCGUAGUGAGGACUGUGGGAAGAAUUGCGUAUUGUAACUAGCUUCUUUGUAACUAGAUUUAUUUUAAAAUAGGCCGGGAAGGUGUUCUUUACUGUGCCAGCUGCAGUUGCAACCCCCAGGAUGGAUCUUUUGUGAGAGUUGUCGUGUAACUGAAGCACUUAACGCGCGCGGGGCCUUGCUCUGCCGGCGCGGCCCGAGACCGAGGCGGCCAAAUCCUGGCGCUUCUACUCGGUGGCCACGAAAGCUUGUGUAAAUACUCGUGCAGCAGUAGGUGUGCGGCGGGUUGGGGUUUUCCAGCGCUUUUCUGUUUGAGGCUCUGAGAAAUUAUUGCUGAACUGUUUUGAUUUUCCUUGCUCCUGUCCCCCCCCCCCCCCCCCGACGUGCCAGCGCUCUCCGCGGUGUGUUAGUCCUAGAUGCAUGUCCUAGGUGCCCGUUUCUGCGCGCGGUCUGCUCCCUCGGUACCGUUUUGUACGCCGGCGGGCGGCGGCGCCCGGCCCCGGCCCCAUUAAAGCUCUGUGUUGUGGCUCCCA